Chrysoperla carnea is the source of this 4590-nucleotide messenger RNA. RefSeq names its product protein bunched, class 2/F/G isoform-like. The transcript has 5 exons. The record is from RefSeq and is a predicted model, not a curated record. Bases 649 to 3768 code for a protein of 1039 amino acids. Lineage: Eukaryota; Metazoa; Arthropoda; Insecta; Neuroptera; Chrysopidae. Gene Ontology annotation, biological process: regulation of transcription by RNA polymerase II.
CUAGAGUCGAGUUUGAGUUGUGUUGACUGUUGACGGUGUUGUCAUAACACUGCUACAGUUAGAAUAACAGUAGCAGUUAACAGUAGUGCACUGUGAAAACUGCAGCGUACAGUCAACAGUGUUGAGUGUACGGUGUGCACAGGAUGUUCAAGUAAAAUAAUUUGUUGAAGUGGAGACCUUGAUCUGUCAGAUAUGUCAAUGAACAGCUGAAAUAAAAUUACAACGCAUUCUAUAUUCCAUAAUUUAUACUUUAUACAAUACUUGCUUUAAUAAUUGAAUUAUUGUGACAGUGACAGUGACAGUGACUAUGACUGUAACUUCCUGAUAUCCGACACGACGACUUGAUACUUAUUCAUCAAUAAUUUGUAAAAAAAAAAUGUUACAAAACAUGGCUAUCACCAGCAAAUAUCAUUAUUUAAUCAAUUAUUUUUGAAUAUGAAUAAUAAGUGUGGUAAGAGCUGAUAGUGAUAUUGAUAGUGGCAGUGAUUAGUGAUUUGACAGUUACUAAAUACAGUGAUUCAAGUACCACUGGUUUGGUAUUGUAUUAGUUGAAAUUAGAGUGCUGGUCGAAGCUGAUCAUGAUAAGUGUUAUGAUGCUAUUCAUGAACAGAAAAAAACAAAGUAAAUAUGAUUUUAAAAUAAAAAAUAAUGGCCGAUAAUAAUUUAAUAACAUCAGGUGUAUCUGUUAAAAAACAUCAUUCAAAUUCAAACAUCAGUACCCAGUCCAGUUCCAGUUCCAGUUGUUCCAGUAGUGAUAAUAAUCCAAAUAAAAUCAAUAAUAAAGUACUAGUCAAUAAUACAACAAAUCAAUCACAAUCACGUCAACCUGUACCAUUGUCAGUGUCUGUAGAUCAACCUGUGCCUGUGCCUGUGUCUGUGACAUCUAAUCAUAUGCAUAAUAAUUCAAUGAAAAAGAAAACUUCAUUUCAAAUAACAAGUGUCACUGUGGGUUCAUCACGAUUAAGUAACGACGGUGGCGAUGAUUCUGCAGAUGAUUUGGACGAAUCACAUACAGACGAUAUAUCAAGGAUUACCGAUAACGAGACGCCGAGCUUCUCCGAGGACACCUUGAGCAGGGACGAGGCUGUUGUGUCUACGGUCAUUCCAACUAGUGCACAAUAUGGUUUAGCGAUUUUACCGGAAGGUGCUUCAACUGUUCAAAUUUCAUCGACUACAAAUCAUACGGUGCCUAAUUCAGUAAAUAUCACUGCAAUUGAAGAGAUUGUUGGUAGUCCAGCUAAAUCAAAUUCACCACGGGCAGACACGCCAAAUAAAGAGAAUGCACCAGUAAUGGAGGUUCCAGCACCACAACGCUCCGAACGCUUCAAGGUGGUUAAAAUCGAGAGUACAGAACCGUUUAGGCGUGGUCGAUGGAUGUGCAUGGAUUAUUUAGAUCAUUCUGUAAAUCAACCACAUAAUUCCCCGUUUUUUAAACCAAUCGCUGAUGUACCACAAAGCACACAACUCAACGGGCUACCACAAACUAUGGGGCCGAUGACAAUAGCACCCCCACAAACAUUACCUGUUGUACAGAAUGGUACUGUAGGUACGGGUGCGGGUGCAACGACAGCAGGUUAUCAACCGGCACGAACUGUUGCUGUGCCAACACAAAACUCACCUGUUCAACAACAAGGAUCGAAUCAACAGCAAACUCAACCUCAACAAAUCGUUCAACAAUCAUCAACCGUUCAACAAUCACAGUCCGUCCCAUCACAAUCACAAACAAUUAUUCAGCAACCAUCACCCAACAUACAACCAACUCAAAAACCUGCACCACCGAAUCAACAACAGCAACCAAGUCAACAACAACCUCCUACUGUAUCGACUUCCACGUCAAAUAUUCAACAACAGUCUUCCUCAUCUCAGUCAGCAUCUGUAACUCAAACUACUGGUGGUGCACCACCAUCAUUACAAACUCAAGCAAGCGCUGGCGCAAAUGCACCCACUAGUAUUGGUGGUAACCAACAAAGUAGUAAUGUUAACAAUCCAGUUGUAACACAAGCACAACAACAACAACAGCAGCAGCAGCAGCAGACUGCUGGUGCAACUGGUGGUGGUGGUGGUGCACCUCCAACAUCAGUCUAUCAAUAUAUGAACCAACCAUUUACAAAUAUGAUGCCAGUUAUUACAAGCUCUGGUCUAUUAUUAACACAAACCACGACUACGACAAGUACAAGUGCAAGUGCACCUUUAUUAGUUAGUAGUGGGGGUGGUGGUGGUGGUGCACCCAUAAAUACAAAUACUAGUCAACAACAAACAAAUAAUGUGGCACCAGCAUCCGUAAGUCAGGCUUCAUCAUCAGCAACCGUGUCUUCACAACCGUAUGUGCCGUCAUCCUCUGUGUUUAAUCAAACAACAAUUGUACAGAGUCCUUUAACAUCUGUUCCACCACCAAGUGCAACUGUGUCCUCUGUAUCUGUAUCGACAUCGACCUCAUCACCAACCCCCACAUCCACUGCAAGCAAUCAAACUCAACCUCAACCUACCAAUCAAGCAUCAGGACCAGGACCAGGUCAAACGUAUGCAGGACAUCCAAUGUCCACACAACAGAUGCCAGUACAAGCGCAAUCAUAUUCUGGUCAACAAAUUCAACAUCAAUUUAUGCCUCCUCAAAAUUAUCCACAAAAUAUGCAACAAGUAAACAAUGGAUCAAAUCGAUGGACAAGCACUUCUGUUGGUGGUGAUAGCACAUCAAGCACAGUAUUAUCUGGAGGUGUAGCAACAAGUGUAAGUGGUGCACCAUUUACAUAUCCAACAUCAUCAAGUGUAUUUCAAGUGGGUGCUGGUGCUGGUGGUGGGGGUGGAGGAACACCAGUACAACAAGCACCCAAUAUUAUAAUGAGUGGCGGUGCUAAUACAAAUGUAGCUACAAGUUCAAGUGGAUUAACGCGUACACCUAGUUUGAGUAACAUACAACAACAUGGAGGUGGAGGUGGAGCUGGUUCGAUUGUAUCAUCAAUGACAGCUCAACAACAUGCAGCAAUGUUAUCACAAGUGCAACAACAAGCUGCUCAAAUGUUGAUGGUAUCGUUGAGUCCAACCACUUCUGGUAUUAAUGUUGAACCACAAACUUUGAUUGCUGCAAUCAAUGCGAAUCAAUUAAUUGCUGGUGGGGGUACAAUUAGUACUGGGUCAAGUAUUGGUUCAACAAAUAGUGAUACUCUUGUGACUGGUACUGGUACUGGUACAAGUUUAAUACGAACUAACGAUAAUACUGUUACCAGUGCACCUACACCCUCUACUGCUACUGCUAUUCCUGACGAUGAAAGUGCUUCAGCUGCUAGUACGGUCGCAAUUGAUAAUAAAAUAGAACAAGCAAUGGAUUUAGUAAAAAGUCAUCUAAUGUUUGCCGUCCGUGAAGAAGUUGAAGUAUUAAAAGAGAAAAUCGCCGAACUAAUGGAUCGAAUUAAUCAAUUAGAAUUAGAAAACAGUAUAUUAAAAGCAAAUGCUAGUGCUGAGGUCUUACAACAGUUACCAUCACCGUGCCUCAGCAAUAAUCAAACACAAGCGCAAGGAUUGAGUGGCAGUGGGAGUGCUAGUACUGCUGCUGGUGGUGGUACUGGUGCUCAGAGUCAACUAGGUAAUACAGGAUCAAUAAUUGCAUCGCUCACAAAAACAUCUUCCACAGCACCCAGUGGGACUACAUCUAGUGGAGCUGGUGCUGGUGGAGGUAACGUAACGUCAGCCAACAUGAAUGUGAAUGUAGCCACAAUACAACUUCAACAGCAACAAAGCACAACAAAUCAACAACAGAGUUCAACAACAUAAUGACUUUUGAUUUUUAUUCAAAAUUGAUUGUUUUUUUAUCUUGCAUUGCAUAAAAUAGUAGUGGUCAAUAGUCAGUCAAUCAAUAGUCAUUAAUAAUUGACUUGACUUGACUACUACAGCUAAAUCUACAGCUGAUUUUUCAUUCAUUGACUUCAUUUAGUUAGCUUAUUCGUAUCUUAUCACUUGAACUGAACAACUGAACUGUAUCUCCAAUUAUAACGUAACGUAACGCAACGCAUAGCUUCCACCAGUCAAUCAUUUAUAAUUUUAUAAACUCAGUUAUCAUUGUUAUCAUUGACUUCUAUUAACAAUAUUUACAGUUACAGUUUUUUUAUCUUUAAAAUUGAUAUUUAGUUGCUAGUCAGUCGCACCACAAUCAUUCAUUAUUGAUUAUCUAUGCAUAUAAAUCAAAAUUAUUAAUAGUCAAUGAUCGAUCUCGAUCAUUGCGAUCAUUGAUUUCUGAUAUAGGUAUCUAAUUCUUUUUAAUUUUUAUAAAUCAAAAUUUAAUAUAAUUAGUCAUUUUAUAGAUUUAGAUGGUCAAUAAUCAUUCAAUUGACUAGCCCAGAAAAAAAAAGAGAAGCUUAAAAAAUUCAAGUGAAGUUUUUCACCGCGAAUGACGUAUGGAUAAUCCAUUGCGAAAUGGACUUUCAUAAUUUUGCAAUGGGGUUUUCAUACGUCAUUUCUUGCAUCCUAAUAAGUAUAAUCCCGAUGAAAAACUUCACUUGGAUUUUUUAAUCAGAAAAAGCUUGAUUUUCCUGGGUCCUGACUUGAGAUUGAGUAAAAUUAUUGUGUUAGUUUGAGGAAUGUAACAAAAUUGUUUAU